Messenger RNA from Electrophorus electricus (electric eel), 4957 nucleotides. It is a transcript of the gene fchsd2, whose product is annotated as FCH and double SH3 domains 2. The record is from RefSeq and is a predicted model, not a curated record. Gene Ontology annotation, biological process: regulation of actin filament polymerization; neuromuscular synaptic transmission. Lineage: Eukaryota; Metazoa; Chordata; Actinopteri; Gymnotiformes; Gymnotidae. Gene Ontology annotation, molecular function: protein binding. Gene Ontology annotation, cellular component: recycling endosome; neuromuscular junction.
CUCAUGCGCGAGGAUCCACGGCGAGGCGCCACAGCCUUGUCUACGCGCCCUGCGACGCCGAAGACAUUUCCUCCGAGUGUCGCUAUUGUGCCUCGUAUUUACGGGAAACCCCACUGCUUUUCUGAAGACUUUUCCUCUAUUAUUUUCUGCCCGCCUGUCUGCGCUCCGCAGUAUUUGCUCAGGGUUUGCGAGAGCGGAGCUGCUUUGUCAUGGCCGCCUGAGUCCCGUAUCUGGGGUCGCGCUCGUCUGUCCUUUCCCUCCUUUUCCCGAGGUCGAGAGCUGCCCGUUGCAGUCGGAUUUCGCAGUUUCUUAGGACCUUAUUCUUUUUGGAAUUAUUCAUGUCAGUGUUCAAACAUGCAGCCGCCGCCGAGAAAGGUAAAAGUCACGCAGGAGCUGAAGACCACGCACACAGAGCAGCUCACAAGACUACACCUUAAGCACCAAACCGAAUGUGAUUUACUGGAAGACAUGAGGACGUACAGCCAGAAGAAGGCUGCUCUGGAGAGGGACUAUUCACAGGCCCUGCAGAAGCUGGCCAACCAGUACCUGAAACGGGACUGGCCUGGCAUUAAACCCGACGACCAGCGGACAGACUACAGGAACGUGUACGGGGUGUGGCGAGCGUUCCUGGAGGGCACUGUGCAGGUGACCCAGUCGCGACUCUUCGUGUGUGACAAUUACAAGAACGAGAUCUCGGACCCGGCCAAAACCGUGCGGCUUUACAAAGAGCAGCAGCUCAAGAAGUGCAUCGAGCAGCUGGGCCGGAUCCAGGCUGAGCUGCAGGACUCAGUGAAGGACCUGGCCAAGUCCAAAAAGAAGUACUUUGAGAUGGAGCAGAUGGCGCAGGCCGUGCGUGAGAAGGCCGACAUCGAGGCCAAGUCCAAACUGGGCCUGUUUCAGUCCAGGAUUAGUUUACAGAAGGCCAGUGUCAAGUUGAAAGCCAAGAGGAGCGACUGCAACUCCAAAGCCACCCACGCCAGGAACGAGUACCUGCUGAUGCUCGCCGCUGCCAGCGCGCACCAGGAUCGCUACUACCAGACCGACCUGGCCAAUUGCAUCAAGGCUCUGGAUGGUAAUGUCUAUGAUCACGUGAAAGAUUAUUUGAUGUCUUUCUGCCGGACGGAGUUGGAAGCGUGCCAGGCUGUCCACAACACGUUCCAGUUCCUCCUGGAGAAGUCCAGCCGAGUGGUGCAGGACUUCAAUCAGCAGCUGUUUCUACAGGAGAAUCCAGUAUUCCACAAAGCACAAGACUUCCAGUUUCAGCCUUGUGAUGGUGACAUGAGCCGGCAGUUGGAGUCAGAGACGGGCACCACUGAGGAGCAUAGCCUCAACAAGGAGGCCAGGAAAUGGGCGACGCGUGUAGCCCGAGAACACAAGAACAUCAUCCACUACAGACGGGUUCUAGAAGAGUGUGAAAGACAGGGAACCCCUCCCACCGAACAGAGCAGGAAUGACCUCGAGUUUAAAAUGGAGGAGGCCAAAGAGAACAUCCGCAAAGCAGAGACUGUGAAGCUGAAGGCAGAGGCGCGUCUAGACCUGCUCAGGCAGGUGGGCGUUUCUGUGGAUACGUGGCUGAAGAGCGCCAUGAACCAGGUGAUGGAGGAGCUGGAGAACGAGCGCUGGGCGUCCCUGCCAACCCUCACCACCCACGACCCCUCUCUCACAGCGCCGGUGGACUUGGACCGGGACGAGGGCGAGGACCCCGAGGAGAACAUGGAGGCGUUCGAUGACAGUAGCUCAAGCCCGUCAGGAACCCUGAGGAACUACCCGCUAACCUGUAAGGUGCUCUACUCCUACAAGGCAUCUCAGCCUGAUGAGCUGACCAUAGAUGAACACGAGAUGCUGGAGGUCAUAGAGGAUGGAGACAUGGAGGACUGGGUCAAAGCACGCAACAAGGCCGGCCACGUGGGCUACGUGCCGGAGAAGUACCUGCAGUUCCCUGCCUCCAACAGCCUGCUGAGCAUGCUGCAGUCACUGGCCGCGCUGGACACGCGCUCCCACACCUCCAGCAACUCCACGGAGCCGGAGCUAGCCUCAGGCAGCAUCAACGGCGACGCCAGCAUGAGCUUUGUGAAGGCCAUAUAUGACUACGAGGGUCAAACAGAUGAGGAGUUGUCCUUCCCUGAGGGCGCCGUCAUCCGGAUCCUCAAUAAGGACAAUCAGGAGGACGAUGGUUUCUGGGAGGGCGAGUUUAAUGGGCGCGUGGGCGUCUUUCCAUCAGUGCUUGUGGAGGACCUGACCACAGAAAACGGAGACUCACACUGGACUUUGGACACCCAGGUGUCAUCGUGCGCGCGGCUGCAGUCGACCCUCCCCCCGCUGCCGCUCUACGAGCAGCCCACCUACAGCACGUAUGCGAGUCCGGACUCCGCCCCUGGCCCGGCCCUUCCCCGCUCACCCUCCGUCAACGGGGACCACAAGCUGCCUGGGUCGCAGAAGCCCCCCGCCCACAAUCACAACUCCAGCCUGAGCCCAGAGAGCCCAGGAUUCUCCCAGCCGAAGAGAUUCCCGCAGGACGGAUCCGGCCCGGGCAAAUUGCGGCCUGUUCGUGCGGCCCCGCCUCCCCCUAAACAGCACCCUCGCAGGAGGUGGAGAAGACGGAGGAGGUGGAGAUCACACUGGUGUAGCAGUGCAGUCACUGUUUUGUACUCAUCUGCGCCUGACCUCAGACUCCUCCCACUGGUCUUGGAGAGGCGGGGUUAGCAAAAAAACACCCUCCCAGCACUCUGAAACAAGGAGUACUGCAUCUCAAAGACACGCCUUCCCUUCUCCACCCCCCCCUUAUCCUUGGAAACACCUCUUCUGGCGUCACAGACUGUUUUGGUGCCUUUAACCCUUUUCAUGCCAAAAUCUAGUCCUCAUAUAUGUAGUCAUACACCGUUUCAAGUCUGGUUUUGAUCUUGAUCAUGAACUCCAGGGUAACGGGUGAAGAUUCUGCUGUCAUUCACCCACCCGAUGGCACAGACCAUGCUGUGCGGCCAGUCUCAUGGCUUCAGCGAUCGAAAUGAUCUGCUGUACAAAUGUGAGAUAGCAGACGUACGCGGACCAAUAGCGUUGUCGGUUUGAACGAGGCUUUAUUGCACACGCACGUCUCCGGAGCGCAGAGGAUGCAAUAUGAGGAGGUGUUUGGGAGAGAGCGCUUUUCCCGAGCACGUCGGCACACAGAGGGGCCAGGCAUAGCAGAGGGGCGGCGAUUGCAAAUACUCUCUGCUUCAGCGCCUCAUAGUCCUAUCUUACAUAUCCCAUUUGCGCUAGUACAGUACAUUACUGUUGUCAUAGAACCUUCAAAAUACACAAGACGUUGCCAUAUGACGUGACCGAGCGGCUGCUUCGCGACGUCACGCACCCUGACGACGUCCUGACGAGAAAGAGAACUGUGGAAGGUGAGGAGAACGAUGUGGAAGGGAAUGAAGGCUGGAUCCUCCAUUUUGCUUUGCUACUUCUCUUCCUCCUUUAACCAGACAUAUCGUCCUCUGCAGCAUACUCAUCCAAGGCCAUUAAUAAUGAAUACACAUAUUUCUUUGCUCCCUUUUUUUUUUUCUCAUGAAUACCUGCAUUUGUAAGUAUUUGUAAUACUUAGCCGUUGAAAGGCAGAGCGAGCAGAGGUUCUUGAGUUUUAAUGGUGCCGGCGUGCGCAUGGGCGGGAACGAAUUGUGAGGCCAGCAGUGCCCCGUUGCCGGUUUAUAGUGUCAAUACAAUUGAUAAAGGAGUAUUAGUUAAAGUGCAUUAUGUUCCUUCCUAGUCCAUAUCUUGCGUUCUUGUUACUUUAGCACUGGCUACUUUAGCUGUCUCACUGCUCCUGGAGGGAGGUACGUUAUUUUCGGAUGUCUGUUGAAGUGAGUUACAGAGGGCUGUGGAUAGACAGUUAUAGAGCCCUUUCAUUGUAUUUACUGAAAAAGAGAAAGAGCAGACCCUAUAGAGUUCCAGGGGCUUUUAUUUUGUACAAGGGGCAGCUGUCUCUCUGUUGUGCAAGUCUGGAGUGUCCUAGUUUGGGUCAGUUUGUAUUUUUCUUUCUCUGUGAGGAACUCGGGGAAAAUCUCACUUAUUAUCUAUGAAGCCAAAAUACGAGUCCUUUUCCCAUUUCAUCCUAAAUGAAGUACUGAUUGCUUGGUAUUUAUAUUAAUAUCAAUCUGUAUCUGUAUUUUGUACCAUAUUUUCAACAGUAUACUAUGUAUCUCGGCACUUUCCAGAAGUUGUGUUGCUUUGUUUCUUUAAAUUUUGUUUUUGUUUGUCACGGGUUGCCCAUUGUCAGUAGCAUAGCUGCCCAACUUUGAGUUUUUGAUCUUGUGUGGAUGACUAUUUCACCUCUGUGGUUUGCAAAAAAAAUAAAAUUUAAAAAGAGUCUUUGUUUAUUCCCUCUGUGUUGAUUGCAGGAGGUAAGAAAAAUGUUUUUUUCUAGAGGUUAGCAUAGUAUUGGUAAUGAGAGCAGGGUUGUGUAAAUAACAUCUUGAUGGAUCUGUACUUUUGAGGAUGUGGGGGUGGAGUAUUGUUUUGGAUGUUUUUAAUCAGUGGAAGAUAUAGGAAUAUAUGUCCUUAUGUCACUUUUUUGUCAGCCUAUUUUCUUGUUGAUCUCCUUGAGAUCUUUCGAAUGUUAUCAAACUUGUUUUGAAGUUUAUACUUUUCAGUGUGGUCCAUCCUGUGUGAGAACUCCUUCUCACUCAAAUUUUGGCUCUUCUUUUUUUAAUAAUACCCACUUUCCUUUGGACAGUUUGGACUCUGCAACUUUUUAAAAAGCUUCAUCCACAUACUCUUGUAAAAUUCUUUUUUUUAAAUUGUUUUUAUUUGAGUUUUUUUGUAUUUUAUUUGAAGAGUACUUAAUGCUGCUGGAUAAAGAUGGCAUACUCUCAGACUUUUGCUGCAGUGACAGUAUCAGAGAACAGGGGAAAACAUUUCUUUCUUCAUAUUAGCUGUAAAAUAAUUUGUAUUUAUUGUGUAAAAAUGUUAAAUAAAAAAAUAA